UUCUAAGGACGAAUUAAAAAAAAAUUACAGCAAAUGUCAAAAAGUGUAUUCGAUGUUAUAUUGUGAAUAUUGUGGGAGCCACAAAUUAAAAAUUGAAUUAAAUUCACUGUGAAUAUUGUGAUGUAUCUUAUAAUUAUCGAAUUGUUUUCAUGACGAUUGAUCGCUUUUCUAAACGAUAUCGGAAGGAGCUAUAUUAAAUAUAUAAAUUAUAAACUUUGUAAAGAUAGAGGACAGUGACAAAUAGUAAUUAAUCAAAAUAUCUUCAUAAAAUGGGUGGAAAAGCUGAGAAAGGUACUCCAAAAUACAUAGCGAACAAAAUAAAAGCUAAGGGAUUACAGAAGUUGCGCUGGUACUGCCAGAUGUGUCAGAAACAAUGUCGUGACGAGAACGGUUUUAAAUGCCAUACCAUGUCAGAGUCACACCAGAGGCAACUGCUGCUCUUUGCUGACAACGCUUCUAAAUACAUAGAUGAGUUCUCGAAAGAGUUUGCGGACGGGUACUUGGAGCUGUUGCACCGACAGUUCGGAACGAAGAGAGUGAAUGCUAACAAGGUGUAUCAAGAUUAUAUUGCUAACAGAGACCAUCUUCACAUGAAUGCAACACAAUGGGAAACACUAACAGACUUUGUGAAAUGGUUAGGAAAAGAAAGCAAAUGUGUUGUUGAUGAAACGGAAAAGGGCUGGUUUGUGACAUACAUAGACAGAGAUCCCGCAGCUAUCGCUGCACAGGAGGCCAAGACAAAGAAGGAGAAAAUGGAUAAGGAUGAUCAGGAAAGAAUGCUUGAGUUUAUACAAAAACAAGUGGAAAGAGGAAAAAAGGAGGGCACCAGGUCUGAGGAGCCGACAUACACUGAGUUCAAGAGGGAGAGCAGCCAGGAGAAGGUCACACUGAGUCUUAACAUGAAGAGAAAAACUGAUGAUAAAAAACCAGAUUUAAAAGAUUCUGCUUUAAAAUCAAUAAAAAGUAAAGAAGAAAUUGCUUCUAAAAAGCAGAAAACAGAAGAGGUAAAAAGUAAAAAAACAGCACUUGAGGAAAUAAUCAAAAUGGAGGAGAGAGCAAAGGAGAAAGCCAACAGGAAAGACCACUGGCUCACAGAAGGCAUAAUAGUAAAAAUAGUAACAAAAUCAUUGGGAGAUAAGUUUUACAAACGAAAAGGCGUUAUUGAGAAAGUGAUUGAAAAGUAUGCGGCGCAGGUCAGACUAGUCGACGAAAAUGUUAAGCUUAAGUUGGACCAAAAUCACAUGGAGACGGUGAUACCAUCGCCGGGCCGCCUCGUGCGGUUUGUGAACGGCGCGUACCGCGGCAACACGGGCGUGCUGAAAGACAUCCACACCGAUGACUUCUGCUGUGAUGUUGAGAUAUCCGAAGGUGUACUACGGGGCAGGCUAGUGAUGGGAGUCCAGUACGAAGAUAUCAGCAAACUAGCUUCAUGACAUCUUAUGAAUGUUGAGUGGUAAACAAUAUUUAAAUAAUUAUAUUGUGUCUACAAGUUCAGAACGAAAAUACGAAGAAUCAUAGUUUGAAUGAGUAGUAUAAUCUGGUUCACUUCUAAAUAAAACUGAAGACAUGGUCCAUUUGCACUUGUUUGCAAUGAACUGUGAGUCCUGACAUCAUCCAGACCAAGCGAUUUAGUUAAAAUGGAUUUUUCUCAUGAGACACAAAUUAUUUAAUUUUAAAUGCGCAUUGUACAAAUUAUUAUUAUAAUACAAUUUUUUAUUAUACUA
Messenger RNA from Manduca sexta (tobacco hornworm), 1724 nucleotides. RefSeq names its product DNA/RNA-binding protein KIN17 (gene kin17). Gene Ontology annotation, molecular function: double-stranded DNA binding. Lineage: Eukaryota; Metazoa; Arthropoda; Insecta; Lepidoptera; Sphingidae. Gene Ontology annotation, biological process: DNA replication; DNA damage response. The coding region runs from base 270 to 1433 and encodes 387 amino acids. Gene Ontology annotation, cellular component: nucleus. The transcript is spliced from 7 exons. The record is from RefSeq and is a predicted model, not a curated record.